Messenger RNA from Protobothrops mucrosquamatus (brown spotted pit viper), 704 nucleotides. Its product is annotated as C-reactive protein-like. Gene Ontology annotation, molecular function: complement component C1q complex binding. The record is from RefSeq and is a predicted model, not a curated record. Bases 1 to 690 code for a protein of 229 amino acids. The transcript is spliced from 2 exons. Gene Ontology annotation, biological process: innate immune response. Lineage: Eukaryota; Metazoa; Chordata; Lepidosauria; Squamata; Viperidae.
AUGGUCCUCCUUCCUUCCCUCCUUCUUAUCCUCGCCUGCCUGUCGGGAUCCUUUGGCCAAAAAGAUCUCCAGAACAAGGUCUUUGUUUUCCCAGCACUAUCUGACACAGCCGCUGUGCAUAUCCAAGUCUCCAACAAGCAACCCUUGACCAAGCUGACCGUCUGUUUGAAACACUACACCCUCCUGUCCCGGGCGUACGGCCUCUUCUCUUACGCCACCCAGUCCAGUGACAACGAUUUCCUGAUCUACAAGAGCCAAGCCAACGAAUAUUCCAUUUACGUUGGGGGUUUAGCAGUAAAUUUCAAGGUUCCUCUGAAGGAGAAACCGAGCUGGGAUCACAUCUGUGUGUCCUGGGACUCCAGCAAUGGGCUGGUCCAGUUCUGGCUCAAUGGAGAACCGUUUCCUCGACAGAGUGUGAAAAAGGGCUACAGCAUCAGCCCGGAGGCCUCCAUCGUGCUGGGGCAGGACCAGGACUCCUUCGGAGGGGGGUUUGAGAGCGCCCAAUCCUUUGUGGGGGAGAUGACAGAGGUCAAAAUGUGGCCUCGGGUGCUAAGCCUUGUUGAGAUUAGAAUGGUCCGGAACAACCUUGAGCUUCAUGGCCCGCUGAUAUUUUGGAGAUCCGUGAGCUACACCCUCAAGAACGAAGUAUUUUUGGAGGAUUUCCUGAGUCCCCAAGGGGUAUCCACCUGAGUUGGAAGAAAGAA